Molecule: messenger RNA, 8114 nt
Organism: Hymenoscyphus albidus
Lineage: Eukaryota; Fungi; Ascomycota; Leotiomycetes; Helotiales; Helotiaceae
Source: the annotation of a GenBank genome assembly
AUAGUGAAGAGGAUAUAAUCGAGAUGGGAAAUAGGUUAGUAGAAAAUACACCAAUGGACGAUUAUACUCUAACACAUAAAGGUACCCGAACAGUUUCGAGCUUGAAUUGAUUAGAGCUGUUGGGAAGAACCUACCUGCUGCGGUUCGUGGGGAAAGGCAGAUUCUCGAGUUCAUGAUGCACAAUAAUAUGCUUCAAAGGCUUUACGCUGAAGGAACAGGCGUGGGAGAACAGACCGUCUUUUUAGGAAGGAUGGCCAAACAACUAGCUCAUCGUUACCCACAGACAAACAUAUUAGAAAUUGGUAUGUAUUCACUCCACAUGAUAGGUGCCAGUACUGAGCAUCUGCCAGGCGCUGGAACAGGUGGGGCUACAAAAAGUGCUCUGAAGGAAAUGGGCGAAGCGUUUACGUCCUAUACUUUCACCGACAUAUCCCCUGGUUUCUUCGAGAAUGCACAGCAAGUUUUCGAAGAGUAUAGCCACCGAAUGACAUUCAAGGUCUUGGACAUUGAGAAAGAUAUUGAAUCACAGGGCUUCAUUCCAGGAUCCUAUGAUGUUAUUAUUGCAUCCUUGGUCUUGCACGCCACCAAGAAUAUCCAGGUCACAUUACACAAUGUCCGUCGUUUACUUAAGCCAGGAGGGUUUUUGCUCAUGUGCGAGCUUACAAGCCCCCCACCAUUAAGAAUGGGAUUCAUUUUCAGUGGUUUACCUGGCUGGUGGUUAGGUGUUGACGAUGACCGGACCUUAUCGCCAUGUAUCAAUCCUACACAAUGGGAUGCUGUGUUACGCAAGACCGGAUUUUCUGGUAUAGAAUCAAUGACUCCCGAGGUCGACUUCAUGGUACGGCCUGGAUUUGUUAUUGCAUCUCAGGCUGUCGAUGACCGUAUAGUGGCUCUUCGACAACCACUGGCGUCACCCCCAGCAGUCGCAAAUAUACCUAAACUAAUCAUCAUUGGCGGCAAAGAGUCGCAAGUUGUCGACCCAGUCGGAGAUCUCCUGUCCCCUUAUUGCAAUCAAAUACACAAAUUCGAUACCUUGGAAGACAUCGAAGAGAAUACUGUCACUCCAAUUAGUGCCAUUCUUAUCCUAGCCGAUCUGGAUGUACCUACCUUCCAAAGCAUUACCAAAAGAAAGCUUUCCGGAAUUAAGCUUCUAUUCGACAAAGCAAGAACAGUACUGUGGGUGACUCGUGGUUCAAGGGCUGCCGUCCCUUAUUCUAAUAUCGCUGUGGGAUUCGGCCGGUCCUUGGCAGAAGAGCUGCCACAUGUCCGCUUGCAAUUCUUGGAUUUUGAUCACACACAAGCUGCGGAUCCUAAAGUCAUUGCCGAGUUCCUUUUGAUGGGACAUUUGUUGGAUGUUUGGGAGAAUAUGAGAGUCCAGGGUAACAUGCUUUGGUCCAAGGAACCAGAGAUUAGCCAGCAUAACGGUCGGAUGUUUGUACCUCGACUGAUAGCAGACAAACCUCGAAAUGAUGUUUACAACUCUGGGCGUCGUCUAAUAACAAAAGAGGUCGACCCUGCACAAUUCCCCGUCCAACUUUAUCGCUCCAAAGCAUCUUACAGCAUCAAAGAGAAUUUGGAAGCUGAUCUAUCCGUUGAUACCAUUUUUCUCAAAGUUACUCACUCAUUACUUUCUCCGAUACAAGUAUCCAGAACAUCUUUUCUGUAUCUUGUACUUGGGACGGACGUCAAGACUCGAAAGAAUGUUCUGGCAUUUUCUAAAGUUAAUGCAUCAAUGGUUGAAGUUCCUUCCGAAUGGAUAGCUGAUUGCAACGUACCAGCUGGGCAAGAGGCGCAAACCCUACGCUUUGCUGGAUUUCAUCUUAUCGCCCAGGCGGUUGUCCCAUCGGACUCUCCGUCAACAACCUUUGUGAUACAUGAGCCUGAGGUAGGAAUGACAGCCAUUCUUUCGAAGAUUGCCGCAGAAAGGAACUUGAAGAUAAGAUUUACAACUCAUAUGCCAGAGAAUUCAAACUUGCCUGGCCCGUGGAUCUUCAUUCAUCCAAUGUCGACAAACGAUGACAUCAAACAGUCACUUCCAGAGGACAUAUCAGUCUUCUUAGACAUGACCGCUUUGACUCAUGUCAGGUCGAUAAUCGAGCCAUGUAUACCUUCUUGGUGCCGGGUCAUUAGUCUCGCUUCUGUCUUCGGGGAGAAUGCUCGAGUAUCUGGCCAGGAUCCCAGCGUCAGAGUAUCCAAAUUCUUUGCUGGGUUAUCUGAGGCCUUAAUCGGUAACACAAACAUUCCCGGGGCGCCAGCCAUACGUGUGGAAGAUGUAAUAAAAGUCUCCAAUCUUGAGAACCUCACCGUCGUUGAUUGGACGGAAAGUUCGACUUUACCAGUACCUUUAAAUCCCGUCGAUUCCAGAAAUCUCUUUGCUUCAAACAAAACGUACAUAUUAUUUGGAAUGACAAGUAACCUGGGGCAAUCUUUGGUUACCUGGAUGGUCCAACGAGGAGCAAGACAUGUUGUGCUUACGAGUCGACAACCCAACGUUGAUUCCGUUUGGAUUCGAAGCCUGGAGCGCAUAGGCGCAUCAAUCAAAGUUUUUGCAAAGUAAGUUAAUAAGUGGAUACCAGGAAUUUCAUCAAGGCUAACGGCUUUAGUGAUAUCACGGAGAAAAUAUCAUUACAAAAGCUUUGCCGAGAAAUUAGGGAUCAAUGCCCACAAGUUGGUGGAAUUGCAAAUGGGGCUAUGGUUCUUCAUGAUACCCUUAUCCGUGACCUUGAUCUCGAGACUCUUGUAAAAGUCCUUAAGCCAAAGGUUGAUGGGAGCAGAUAUCUCGAUGAGAUAUUCCACGACGACAAGCUUGAGUUUUGUGUGUUCUUCUCUUCUCUUGCAGGCAUAUACGGAAAUCGUGGGCAAUCAAACUACAGUGCGGCAAAUGCUUUCAUGGCGGCGCUUGCAGCUCAGCGGAGAAGCAGGGGUCAAGCAGCAUCGAUUCUUCAUCUUGGCGCAAUAAUGGGUGCUGGUUAUGGUAUGUUACCCCUAAACACCCCAGCUUCCGCUAAUUAAUGUCCCAAUCCGUCCACUCUUUUUCCGGACCCAUUAUAACCUUUUACGUAGUAUCUCGAGAAGGUAGUUCAUCUCUAUUGAGGUCUCUUGACCGGGCAGGAUGGCUGUGGCUGUCCGAAAGAGACUUCCACCAGUCCUUUGCCGAAGCAAUUGUGCGUGGCCAUUCAGAUUUCCAAGAUCCACACAAAUGCGAAGUCCUAGUGGGUGCACGGCGAGUUGAAUCAGAGGAAGGUCUUGAGAGGCAGUGGUUCGAUAAUCCAAAGUUCCAGCAUUGCGCAAAUCAACAUGGAAGUGUUGCGGCCAAGUCAAACGACUCUGCAGCUACCGUGUCAUUGAAGUCCCGAUUGCUUAUUGUAACCACAGAGAAAGAAGCUUAUGAAAUAAUCAAAGGUAGCUUCAUCUUUCUUCCUGUCGCGAUAUCUUGCUAACGGAUCUCAAGAUUCAUUCCUAGUGAAACUGAAGGUUUCCCUCCAAUUACAAGACUUAUCAGGAGACAAGCAAAAAGCUAUACUCUCUCAAGGAGCCGACCAGUUGGGAAUGGACUCCUUGAUUGCAGUAGAAAUCCGCUCAUGGUUUCUUAAGGAGUAUCUUGUAGACAUACAGGUGCUCAAAGUUCUCGGAGGCGCUACGAUUGGAGAAAUCCUUGACCUGGCGCUGGAAAAACUGCCCCAGGAAUUGACUCCAAACAUAAGACUCUCUGACCCCGAUAAGUCAAAUCCUUCAGGCCGAGAAACUCCUGCCUCUGAAAGCAAAGUUUCAGCGACGAAUUCUGUCACUUUAAGCAUAGAAGGCAAAGAAUCGAUCUCCACAGCGCCCACCACAUCUUCUGCGUCAACAACGCCUGUUGAUGAGCUUCAUUUCGUCAGAACUGAAGCAAUGGGUUUUGGACAGUCAAGAUUCUGGUCAAUGAGAAACAUUCUAGAAGACCAGACAACGUUCAACAUUGUUUGCUCAGGUAGUCUUAGCGGCCCUUUGAGGAUAUCUCAACUUGAAAAAGCAGUUUCGAAAGUAGCACAGGUUCACGAAGUCUUGCGUACUGCAUUCUUUGAAAGAAAAGACUACGGAUAUGUCCAGGGCAUCUUACCACAAUCAAGAAUUCAGUUAGAACAUCAAAGUAUCACAAACGAACGAGAGAUUUCGCGCGAACACGAUGCAAUGCGUGCUCACGUCUUUGACUUGGAACACGGCGACACGUUUAGAUUCAAAGUACUGUCUCUAACUUCGACGUCACACUUCUUGAUUAUUGGCUACCAUCAUAUCGUCAUGGAUGGCAUGAGUCUCGAGUUCUUCUUGUCAGACUUGGCAAAGGUUUAUGGAGAUCAAAAGCUCGAAUCCCCGCCUCAAAGCUAUUGCGACUUCUCAUUAGAAGAACGCGAAAACGUCACUGCUGGUCGAAUGAACCCUGAACUAGCCUACUGGAAAGAUUCAUUCUCGGACAUUACCCCUACUUUACCAUUACUUCCAUUCUCACAAACUCGAUGUCGCCAAAACCUGUCGAAAUACAAUUUCGUGAAAUCCGAAGUCAAAAUCCGUGCUAAACUAGCCACCAAGAUUAAAAACGUGUGCAAGGAACAGAAAGUCACCCCAUUUCACUUCUAUCUAGCUGCUUUCAAGUCAAUGCUCUUUAGGAUAUUGGACACUGAAGAAAUCUGUAUUGGGAUGGCCGACGCCAACAGAACCAACAGCACUAUCAUAUCAAGCCUGGGGAUGUUCAUGAAUCUUCUUCCUCUAAGGUUCCGUACAGACCCCAGCCAAGAAUUCAAAGAUGCCUUGAAAGAGGCACGGAUGAAAGCCUAUUCCGCCUUAACGAAUGGCAAUGUCCCUUUCAACGUCCUCCUGGAAAUACUUGACGUGCCCCGAUCUGCGAGCCACUCACCUCUGUUUCAAGCAUUCAUCAACUACCGACAAGGGGUUCAAGAGAAGAGGUAUAUUGGCGAUUGCGAAGUAGAGGGCCUUAAUUAUCAGAUUGCGCGAAGCUCCUACGAUAUAUCUUUAGAUAUUAUCGAUAACCCAGGGGGCGAUUCCACAAUAUCCUUUAUGCUUCAAGAAUCGCUCUAUUCCCAAUCCGUCUGCGAAAGAAUACUGGAUUACUUUGUGAAUAUCGUUAAGGGGGUCUCUUCCAAUCCUUCCCUAACUAUAAGUUUGAUACCGAUAUUCAGCGCUUCAAGCAUCCAAGAAGCACUCGCGCUUGGGCGAGGUCAGUCACUUUUGACUUCUCAUUUCCGCUUUCUUUGAAAUCCAGCUAAUACUUGCCAGGACCGGAAAUCGACUCGAAAUGGGCUAUUACUUUGGGGCAUCAGAUUGAUAGCAUAAUCAAGGAUCGAAAAUCCGACAUUGCUCUCAGAGAUGAAGUUGGAAAAAUGACGUUCAAGGACAUGUCUCGUCGGAUCGAUCAAAUCUCGGCUGCCUUAUUUUCCUGUAAUAUCCAGCCACAAUCGAUCAUUGGGGUUCUUCAAGAGCCGACCUCGGAUUGGAUAUGUUCUCUGCUUGCUAUCUGGAAACUCGGUCAUAUCUAUCUUCCUUUGGAUACGCAAAUCCCACAUGCACGGCUCAAUACCAUGGUACUGGAUUGUAAGCCUGCAGCGAUUCUAUUCCACGCUACCACUUUGCAGAUUGCGAGUUCUCUAACACGGGAAAACAUGAAAAAACUCAAUAUCUCGUGCCUCUCCGACGAACCAGCGUCACCCUUGACAAAUAGAGCAACACCUCAGAGUCUGGCUGCAAUCAUCUAUACCAGUGGAUCGACAGGUAUCCCGAAAGGUAUAUUAUUGAAACACUCCUCUUUGGUCAAUCAGAUGGAACAAUAUGUUACCGAUCUCAGCAUCAGUCAUCAAGUAGUGAUGCAGCAAAGUGCGUUUAGCUUUGACUUAUCCUUGUGGGAAAUGCUCAUGGGGCUCACCUGUGGCGGAUCUGUCUAUGUGGUUCCAAACUCGAAGCGCCGAGACCCUAUCUCAAUCACAAACCUGAUCACUGAAGAAGGCAUUACAUUGACCCUAGCGACCCCCACGGAAUACCUAAGCUGGCUGAAAUACGGGUCUUCCUUGAAAUCAUCAAAACUAGCAUACGCGCUAUCUGGUGGUGAAGCACUGACCCCAAGUGUCAAACAAGCAUUCUACAAGCUAUCAAAAUCUGGACUUCGUCUUUUCAACUUUUAUGGCCCCGCUGAAUCUACCAUCUCGUGUCAUACGGCGGAGUUAGAUUAUACUAAGCCUGUAUCAAUGACCUCUUCCAAUCCUAUCCCCGCAGGUUUCACCAUCCGCAAUACCUCCACUUAUAUUCUUGAUGAGAAUCGGAAGCCACUUCCGGUGGGUUUUACUGGCGAGGUAGCCAUCGGAGGCGCGGCCGUUGCUGAGGGAUAUUUCAAUAACGAUGAACUUACGGCUCGGACCUUUCCAGAAAACCUACAUGCUACCUCUAGUGACCUUUUGGACAAGGGGUGGAAAAAGAUGCUUCGAACAGGCGAUCGUGGUCGCCUUCGCGAGGACGGUGCUCUGUUACUAGAGGGGAGAAUAUCCGGAGACACCCAAGUCAAGUUUAUGGGCGUUCGAAUCGAGUUACAGGAUAUUGAGAAUACCAUACUACAGGCUGCACAACCGGCUCUUUCGGAAGCCGUAGUCUCGUUCCGUGCUGAGUCGAAUAUUCUCGUGGCUCAUGUGGUGUUUUCCGUUGAAUAUCCCCUUGAAGACCGAGCUGGUUUUUUGAAGCGGCUACUUCCAAGUCUGCCUUUGGCACAAUACAUGCGUCCGGUGAUAAUAAUACCGUUGGAGUCAUUGCCAAUCACAGCCCAUUCCAAAAUCGACAGGAUGUUAAUUCAGAAGUUGCCUAUUCCACAGGGUCAGAAAUCCACGCUCGCUCACCCGCUCACGGAUACUGAGCAUCAGUUGAAGGAAGUAUGGGAAUCUGUUUUGGCCAAAGAAGUUAUUGAAUUCAAUGACUUCACCUCGGACACGGAUUUCUUUCACGCUGGAGGCAAUUCGGGGAUCCUUGUGAGGGUACAGGCACUGGUUAGAGAAAGGUUUGAUGUGGUGAUACCUCUUUUCGACUUCUUUGAAGCAAGCACGCUUGGUGCCAUGGCCUCGAAGAUUGAGAAAGCAGUGCCAGAAGGAUCAAUCGACUGGGAUGAAGAAACUUCGGUUUCCUCAAUAUCAUCGUCCUCAAUUGCCGCCGAACCUCUCACCAAAACCUCUACAUCUACGGGUAAGAUGGUACUCCUCACAGGAGCAACCGGUUUUCUUGGCAAAAAGAUUCUCGAGACUCUUAUCAACGAUGCUGGAAUCUCUAAAGUUUGCUGCAUUCUUCGUGGGGAAAACCGCAUUCCAUUUAAGUCCGAUAAAUUGAUGGUAUACUCUGGCAAUCUGACCGCACCGCUACUUGGCCUGCAUGAGGAUACAUUCAAGGCAUUAGCACAAGAGGUUGAUAUCAUUAUCCAUAGCGGCGCUCAACGCUCCUUUUGGGAGUACUACCAAUUGUUAAGGAGAGCCAAUGUGUCAAGCACAAAAGAGUUAGCGAAGAUGGCAGCGGCCCGCCGAAUUCCCAUCCAAUAUAUCAGCUCUGGGGGAGUUCUCAAAUUUGACAACUCGGCCUCGCCAAGUGACGGCUCUGAUGGAUACGUGGCGUCCAAGUGGGCAAGUGAGAAGAUUCUGGAAAAGGCUUCCAAAGCCUUUGGUAUCCCAAUUACGAUUCAUCGCACACUUGCAACAUCCCAGACUUCCGGGUCCUCGUCUGCUAUCUUAGAACAAUUCCUAGACCUCACGCGACAGAUGAAGGUCCUUCCGUUUGCAACUGGCUGGACGGGUGAGAUGGAUCUUCUACCUCUCGACACUGUCACAACCGCAAUUUGCAAGAUGGCAAGUCAAGAGCAAGCAGCUGAGACGGGUCCAAGAUAUAUCCACCACCACGCCGAGGUGAAAUUGUCUGCAAGCGAACUCUCUGGGUAUCUUGAGAGCCAUAUUGGAGAACAGGAGGACUUCGCUAGAAUGCCUGGCUUGGAAUGGAUUGGGAAGAUCAAACAAUUGGGAUUUGGGUACUUGAUCUCAUCGCAGAAGAUGACGUUGGAGUCGGAUGGCAAGUGGGCUCGGGAUCCACUUAUUUCAAGUGCUUAG